AACUAAGCUAUAUUUUGAAAAUGCUAGCAGAUAACGGUCAGUUACAUCAUUAAACCAGUAAAUAAAUUAGUAAUUAGUUACACUUCUUGUCCUCAGAUACUUCGGGGUUUAGAAAAAUAGUGCGCUGUCUCUUUAAGGUCUCUCAGCUCAGUCUGUUUCGUAUUGAUCAAUCCACCAUUUUCCAACACAGAGCGGCGGCAGUGCUGCUAACACACACACACACACACACACACACGGAGAGAGAGACAGAAAGCUCCGGCAGCAGCAGCAGCAGCGGCAGAGAGAAGAGAGAGCCACCCCUCUUCUACCUGGAGAGGAAGCCAGGGGACCGGUCAUGGCAGCCAACAUGUACCGGGUUGGAGAUUAUGUUUAUUUUGAGAACUCGUCCAGUAACCCACUGCUGAUCAGGAGGAUAGAAGAGUUGAACAAGACAGCCAAUGGGAACGUGGAGGCCAAAGUGGUGUGUUUUUACCGGCGCAGGGACAUCUCCAGCACACUCAUCGCCCUGGCAGACAAACAUGCAAGGGAGUUGGAGGAGGAGAUGGAGAAUCCAGAGAUGGCGGACCUCCCCGAGAAACAGAAACACCAGCUCAGACACAGAGAGCUCUUCUUGUCCCGCCAACUGGAGUCUUUACCUGCCACACACAUCAGGGGGAAGUGCUGUGUGACUUUGCUGAAUGAGACAGAAGCCCUGAAGUCUUACCUGGACAGAGAGGAUGCCUUUUUCUACUCGCUGGUGUAUGACCCUCAGCAAAAGACUCUGCUGGCUGAUAAGGGGGAGAUCCGCGUUGGGAACAAGUACCAGGCCGACAUCACCGACCUCCUCAAAGAAGGCGAGGACGAUGGCAGAGACUUGGAGAAACUAGAGGAGAAGAUCUGGGACCCCAACAGCUCGCUGACGGAGAAACAGAUCGACCAGUUCUUAGUAGUAGCUCGGUCAGUAGGUACGUUCGCCAGAGCCUUGGACUGCAGUAGUUCAGUCCGGCAGCCCAGCCUGCACAUGAGCGCUGCUGCAGCCUCCAGAGACAUCACCCUGUUUCACGCUAUGGACACCCUCCACGCCACAGGCUAUGACAUGACCCGAGCCAUCGCAGCGCUGGUGCCUCAGGGUGGGCCCGUCCUCUGCAGGGAUGAAAUGGAGGAGUGGAGCGCCUCGGAGGCCAACCUGUUCGAGGAGGCGCUAGAGAAAUACGGCAAAGAUUUCACUGACAUCCAACAGGAUUUUCUGCCAUGGAAGUCCCUGACGAGUAUUAUUGAGUAUUACUACAUGUGGAAGACCACAGACAGAUAUGUACAGCAGAAACGAUUAAAAGCAGCCGAGGCAGAAAGCAAGUUGAAGCAGGUCUACAUCCCCAACUAUAACAAGCCAAACCCCAACCAGCUGAGUAACAAUGUAAAACCAGCUCUGGUGAAUGGAGCAGGGGUUCCAGGGGUUCCAGGGAUUGCAGGACUUGCAGGGGUUCCAGGGGUCCCAGGUGUCCAAGGUGUCCAAGGGGUCCCAGGUGUCCAAGGAGUCCAAGGAGUCCAAGGGGUCCCAGGGGUUCCAGGGGUCCAAGGGAUCCCAGGGGUCCCAGGGGUCCCAGGAGUUCCAGGAGUUCCAGGAGUUCCAGGAGUCCCAGGACUCCCAGGAGUGCCAGGGGUCCCGGGACCUCCAGGCUCGGCGCAGAUCCCCGGCCUCGGCAGAGCCUGUGAAAGCUGCUACACCAGCAGCUCCUACCAGUGGUACUCAUGGGGACCUCCCAACAUGCAGUGUCGCCUCUGCGCUUCAUGCUGGACCUACUGGAAGAAGUACGGAGGGCUGAAGAUGCCCACAAGAUUGGAUGGAGAGAGGCCUGGACCCAACCGCAGCAGCCUGAGCCCCCACGGCCUGCCCCUGCGGCACAGCGGCAGCCCCAAAUUCGCGGUGAAGACGAGACAGGCGUUCUUCCUGCAGACUACCGGCCUGACGCAGAUCGCACGUCGCAUCUGCCAGGACAUCAUCAGGCCGCGGUAUCUCGCCAGGCACCCCUACCUCCCUGUCAACACAGCAGCCAUAAAGGCCGAGUGUGCCCUGCGGUUGCCAGAAGGGCCAAAAAAGCCUUCGCCACUGAAACCUGCGGAACGUAAACCUCUGGAGUCUGUGGUUCGGUAUUUAGAAGCACAUCCCCGUCCAGCCAAACCCGACCCCCCGAUUCGCGGAGCGUCCAUCUCGACAGGCAGCCUGACGCCCAUAAAGUCCUCUCCCAUCCUCAACAACGGCUCCCCCACCAUCCUGGGCAAACGCAGCUACGAACAGCACAACGGACUGGAUGGCUCUAAAUCCAAAGUCCUGGCUCCACAGUGGGACAUCAUGGCCAAACGUCUGAGCGAAGCCGGGCGCCCCUCCGUCUCCAUGCAGGACGAGGUACAUGAACUAGACUGAACACUCUGUGGGAACGACCUCUACUACAACCCCCAGUGAGCAGAGGGUGACAUGAAAUGGAAAGGCAUUUUCCAAUGAACCAUAGCCGAGGGCAGCUGAGGAGACGACAGCAUUGGCCACCUUCCUUCAGUCAGUACGGGUCUGUCACACUGCUGAAGACCAAUCCAUAAUCCAUCAGUUUGGCUGUGGUCAAUCACAAGAUGAGCCUGACUGUACAGGACUGUGUUUAUUACUUACAUUUCUCGUUAUUACUGUCAUUGUAAUUAUUGUUAUUGUUAUUAUAAUUUUUUUUACCAACUAUAACUCCGCUUAUUGUUUGUCGAUCAAACGAUGGAACUUGUGAAGUUUCAUGAAAAAUGCUUGCAGAGCCCUGAGGAAAAGGGCGGAAGGACUGUAACAUAAGCCACUCGCAUCUUCGAUGUUUGUUUUUUUUUCGUUGUUUUUUAACAAGUUAAAUUCAACGAGGAGACGCACUUUUAUUUCAGCGACACGAGUUAACUCCUUGUCUUUUGUUUCAAUUUGAAUGCUUUACGGGAAAUCUUCUGUUUUGUGAGCCGGCCCUGCUCUUCGGCCAGAGAGGUUUAACUUAUUGAGAAAGACUUGCUGUUUUUUCUACCUUUUUCACAAGUAAUGCAUCUAUGCUUAGAUAAUGUAAUUAAAAAAGAUAAUUGAUUUUCCCUCUUCUUUUGGUGUCUGUGCACAGAGGUGAGAGGUUGUUUUCUUACUCACACAGGUAUGCAAACAGGGUAUAUGCAAAAACUCCAUUCCAAAUUGCUUUAUAUGUUUUGGACCUUUUAAAAAUGAUCAGUAUUAGAAAAGAUUAAAUGCACAAACACAGCCAUGUUUUGUAAGCAAACGUCAAAAAAAGAAACAACCAAAAAUCAAGAAUGUGUUCUGCUUUCAUGUCCAGUCAUUUUGUCAAUGUGUUUAUUUUAUGUUCAUUAUUAGUAGCUUGUCUUGAUAUAAACAUCGGUCGUAGGUCGAUAUAAGAAAAUACACAAAUAUCCAAAACA
This is a messenger RNA of Sebastes umbrosus (honeycomb rockfish), 3414 nucleotides long. It is a transcript of the gene mta1, whose product is annotated as metastasis associated 1. Gene Ontology annotation, cellular component: NuRD complex; nucleoplasm. Gene Ontology annotation, biological process: negative regulation of transcription by RNA polymerase II; response to ionizing radiation; double-strand break repair. Bases 335 to 2401 code for a protein of 688 amino acids. The record is from RefSeq and is a predicted model, not a curated record. NCBI's taxonomy places the organism in Eukaryota, Metazoa, Chordata, Actinopteri, Perciformes, Sebastidae. Gene Ontology annotation, molecular function: sequence-specific DNA binding; chromatin binding; histone deacetylase binding. The transcript is spliced from 18 exons.